Messenger RNA from Phaeodactylum tricornutum CCAP 1055/1, 1325 nucleotides. RefSeq lists its product with no specific name. The coding region runs from base 219 to 1256 and encodes 345 amino acids. NCBI's taxonomy places the organism in Eukaryota, Bacillariophyta, Bacillariophyceae, Surirellales, Neidiaceae. Gene Ontology annotation, molecular function: protein binding. The record is from RefSeq and is a predicted model, not a curated record. The transcript is spliced from 3 exons.
UCGCAACAACGAGGCCGGUUAGAGGGAAACCGUUUCGUACCUCCGCAACUAAGAAAUACGUACAAACUUGUACUCGUUCACAGCAAUUGAAACAGCAACAUGUGGAUUAGAUCUGAUGAAAUACUGUUGUGCGGGAAUGGUGCAAGAGUCAGCCGUCGAGUCUCUCACAAUUUUCAUGUGCACUGACUUUCUUCGGGGGGAACACAUACAUCCUAACAAUGACCAUGAAGUACACGCAGUUCACACUCGAACGAAUUGAAGAAACAAUGGGGCCUAUUCCAGAGCCGAGCUGUGAAGAGAUGGACAUGGUUUUUCAUUUGUGUCGUUCAGAUCAAUGGCGUUCUGUUUUGAAGAUGGUGGAGGUGAACCCGUGGCUUGCCGUGACUCCCAUGAUAAUGGACAACCAUAUUGCCACGACGAUUGUGCACCAAGCCAUCACGAGUAAGGGGGACACGGAGGAUCGGGCAAUUCUCAUCCAAAAGAUAUUGGACAAGACACCGCAGGCAGCAGCGAUCAAGAACGGAUACGGCUCGCUCCCGCUUCACGUGAUUGCCCAGCGCAACACCAAGAUUGAUGCUCAGACCAAAGAGAAGCUGAUCACUCAGCUUGUCAAAUCUUAUACGGGUGCUUUGGUUGAAGUAGGGGGCGUGGGAAGGCGAACUCCUCUUCACAUUAUUUUUACGGACUACAUCUCUCCGAAAGUAACGAAGAUGAUGAUAGAUCACGGCCAUCAGGCUUGCUACAUGCAAGACAAGAAGGGGUACUUACCGGCUCACGUUGCUUGCAGUCGGCACUGUUCUCCUGAGAAGCUCCGCAUGUUGUUGUCUGUAUAUCGAGGGUCCUUGUAUGAGAAGGCGAAUGAGGGAGAAACGCUAUUGUCUUUGGCGACGUCUACGGCGACAAAGAGCCACCCGAACUACGCUUUGAUUGAAGAGCUACGAUUACAGCUCUCGGUCGGUAAGGGACCGUCCCACCUGGUCUCUAAUACUCCCAACAUGCGAUUCAGUUCGGUGUCCGAGUCUUCGGUCAGCUCACGUGAACGUGUCGGUUCGAACGACUCGACAGACUCUUGGAAAGUACAAGUUCCUAUUGAAAGUGAGCAUACACCGUACCUUCCCGCUGCCAAUUUUUCUCGCAAGCGCAAGCACUGGACGCCAGAGAAUCCAGCGGCUUUGUUACUACAUUUUUCCCAGAAGAAUGCUCAACGCGUUAGCUUGGAUGAAGAAGACAGUCCAAUACAUGUUGCCAAGGUCUAGAACUCUGCUUCGCUUACAUCCUCUCUAGUUAUCCAAACGAAUUAAAAUAGAUUGCUGUUUCGCAUUUUC